AUGGAUGAUGAACUGACACAAAGUCAAAUGACGCAAAUGGAUUUAGAAGCGUCAAGAAAACAUUUGCAGAAUUUGAAUUUAGACUCAAUUCAAACUGUAAAUAUUUUAAAUGAAAAUGUAGUUGUUCCAACUGCUUCAUCGAGCAACAACCCUCAAUAUAAUAAUAAUGAGCCAGCUGUUGCUAAUAAAGAAGAAUUUGACAAUAUUCUUCAAAUACUCAGCAAUGCAGUAACUAAUGAAUUGCGUCAAUUAAAUAUAAUAGCGCAAAACGGUUGCAUGGAAACCAGAGUUCUGAUGAGAAGCUUUAUAAAUGCUUUGGAACAUGUUCCAUUAAUUAAGCCUAUGGAACAAGUUCAGCAGAGAAAAGAAGCACGAGAAGCGAUCAACAAGAAACGACGCCUGGAAUGA
This is a messenger RNA of Clunio marinus, 408 nucleotides long. NCBI's taxonomy places the organism in Eukaryota, Metazoa, Arthropoda, Insecta, Diptera, Chironomidae. The record is from the annotation of a GenBank genome assembly.